This is a messenger RNA of Neltuma alba, 3886 nucleotides long. Its product is annotated as AP-5 complex subunit beta-1. NCBI's taxonomy places the organism in Eukaryota, Viridiplantae, Streptophyta, Magnoliopsida, Fabales, Fabaceae. The record is from RefSeq and is a predicted model, not a curated record. The transcript is spliced from 3 exons. Gene Ontology annotation, biological process: endosomal transport. Gene Ontology annotation, cellular component: AP-type membrane coat adaptor complex. The coding region runs from base 196 to 3543 and encodes 1115 amino acids.
CUGUAAUUCGCAGUCUGUUUCAGCAAGAAAAUGUCUUUCUUGAUGGUGUGUUUAGGAAUCUUCAAUUCAAAGAAAUACAAAACAGAAGUUGUUGUGGAGAGCAGUUAUGUGAGAUUUCGACGAAUCUCAAGCAUCUUUUUCGCCUGAGCUAUUGAGAUAAUUUGAGAAUUGAUUGAUGUCCGUCUGUGACAAAUCAUGGCAGAGAAGCCGACUCCGCCACCAUUGAAGCCUCUCUCUCCUCUCGACUGGGAAACCCUCAUCGACGACUUCCAGUACGGUGGUCCUCGUUGCCGCAAAUGGACGUCGCUUUAUCCAUUCCCUUCUCUGCUUGACCUCCUACUCAACGCCCUUCUCCGAAAGGACUUCUCUCAUUCUCUCAAGAUUCAACUCCUCCUUUUCCUUGAAGAAUUUUCGGAUUCUCUGUUCGACCAUGAACAUCAGUCCCACUUCCUCGAUCGCCUCAUCAAUACUCUUCGAAUUGUGAUUCAAGCUCCAGUGGAUGGGGUUCACAUCACUUUCACUUUCAAAGAGCAAUUGAUGGUUUCCACCACAUCGAUUCUAAUAUGUCUUGAUGAAUUUGACAAGUUUGAAGCGAGAUAUACUGUGAAGUUGGUUGAAUUUUUGUUGACCAUGAUUAAUCGCCCGAAUCAUGGGGUGGACCGCCAUACUCGUGCCAUUGCCUGCGAGUGUCUGAGGGAGUUGGAGAGGGCGAAUCCUUGUCUGUUUUCCGAGAUUGUUGGACAUUUAUGGGGCUUGUGCCAAAAUGAGCGCACUCACGCUUCCCAGAACUACAUUUUGUUGUUCAUGUCCGUCAUACAUAACAUUGUGGCUCAGAAAUUAAAUCUGUCUAUUUUGAAUACAUCUGUACCGAUGGUCCCUUUCAAUGUGCCCCAAUGGUUAAUGGGUUCCAACAAGGAAAUUUCAGGUUUGAAUUAUAAGGAGUUAAGGAGGGCGAUAGCCUUCUUGCUAGAGUGGCCGCAUGUUAUGACUCCUUGUGGAAUGAUGGAGUUCAUGGCAAUGAUAUUGCCGGUGGCAGUGGCCUUGGAGUUGCAAUCAUCAAUGUUGAAGGUGCAGUUUUUUGGAAUGAUUUAUUCGUAUGACCCUAUGCUGUGUCAUGUUGUUUUGAUGAUGUAUUUGCAUUUCUUAGAUGCUUUUGAUGGGCAAGAGGGAGAGAUUUCCCGAAGGCUUUUGUUAAUUUCAAGAGAAGCACAGCAUUACUUGGUCUUUCGAUUGCUAGCUAUUCAGUGGUUGUUGGGUUUCAGUAAAUUGAUUUUCUGUAAAGAAGUUGGAAAAGCUAGGUCUGUAAUCACAUUAUGCUCGGCGUUUUAUCCGAAUUUAUUUGAUCCGCUUGCUUUGAAAGCGUUAAAACUUGACCUCCUUGCGCUCUGCUCAAUAUGCGUUGAUAUCUUGAGAUCGGGAGGUAGUUCACAGGAGGAAGUAGAUUCAGUUAAUCCAGUACAGCUCUUUGGAGACAGUCUUGUCUGUGUAUCAUCUUUCAAAUGGUUACCUCCAGGGAGCACAGAAACAGCUGUCAUGUUCCGUACCUUACAUAAAUUUGUGAUUAGCUCGUCAUCUCAUUCUGAUUAUGAUCCUUCUACAACAACAUAUCUGUUAGACUCCAAAAUAUUUUGUACCUUAGAGGGGAUGCUUGUGAACAUGAUGUUGGAUGGUUGGAGAUUGGUUCCUGUGGUUGUUGCCUUUGUUGAUCGUUUUCUCUCCUGUAAAAAGCAUUCUUGGUUGGGAGAGCGUUUACUUCAGAAAUUUGAUGAGCAUUUGCUUCCAAAAUUGAGAGUGGAUUAUAAGUUGAUUUCUUACUUCCCCUUAUUUGAUAGAAUUUCUGAAAACGAAACAAUACCUCCACUCAGAUUGUUGGAGCUGCUCUCAAACUUCAUGUUUUUCCUUGUCGAAAAACAUGGCCCAGAUACAGGAAUGAAAUCUUGGUCCCAUGGUAGUAGGGUUCUUGGGAUUUGUCGGACCAUGCUGGUUCACCGACAUAGUUCCAGAUUGUUCCUUAGGUUAUCUCGUAUGCUUGCUUUCACUUGUCUCUUUUAUCCUGAUUUGGAAGUUCGUGAUAAUGCAAGAAUCUACUUGCGUAUGCUGGUUUGCAUUCCAGGGAAGAAGCUCAGAGACAUCUUGAAACUUGGGGACUUGAUCCAUGGUGUCUCCCCAUCUUCACAGUCAAGUUCUUUUUACAGCGUUCAGUCACCUCGACUUUCUCAAAAGUUCAAGACGUUUAGGGACUUAUCAUCCUGCAUUCACCUUGAGCGUGUGAUCCCUUUGCUUGUUAAACAAUUUUGGUCACUGUCAUUAUCAAGUUUUGGGGUUAGCAACGACAAACCUGCCUAUCUAGAGGGUGUCAAGGACAGUGAAGCCCCUGCUGAGGAAAAUGAGUCUCCUGAAAGUUCUAAUACCGAGACUAUUCCUGAAAUGGGAAGAAUUAGCCAAACCCAAGAGCCACUGCGCGUGACAGAUUCUAAAAUUGCAGAUAUUUUGAACACAUUGAGGAAGUACUUUUCCUGCAUUCCUGACUUCAGAUGUAUGCCAGGACUCAGAGUCAAGAUAAAUUGUAGUUUGAGACUUGAGUCUAGUAAUUUCAUCCGCAUGUUAGGAAUCGAUACCACUGCCUUGUCCUUGGAAGAGAUAGAUGCCCUUCCUGCUAUAUAUGCUACUGUGUUAAAAUUCUCAUCUUCUGCACCAUAUGGGCCUAUUCCAUCUUAUCGCAUACCUUUUCUUCUUGGUGAACGUUAUGAUAAUAAUACAUCUCAGAAUCUCUCAAUUGUUCCUGUAGAAAAUGGUGCCAAAGAAGAUAAAUUUAGAGCUUCUGUGGUGAUCGAAUUGGAGCCAAGGGAACCAACACCUGGUGUUGUUGAUGUUCACAUUGAAACCAAUGCGGAAAACGGCCAGAUCAUUCAAGGUCAGCUUCGAGGAAUUACUGUCGGCAUAGAGGACAUGUUUUUAAAGGCCAUUGUUCCACCAGACAUAGCAGAAGAUGCAAUACCUCGCUACAAAUUAGACUUAUUCACUGCUUUAUGGGAGGCAUGUGGGACGUCCUCCAACACUGGGCGGGAGACCUUUCCAUUGAAAGGAAGCAAAGGAGUCGCAGCCAUCAGUGGAACCCGAUCUGUUAAGCUUCUUGAUACCCCUGUAGCCUCUUUGGUCCAGGCAACUGAGCGCCACCUAGCAUGCUAUGUUGUGGGUGUGACUGGGGAGCCUCUUAUUGAUAUUGUACGUGGCGGCGGCAUCAUCCAGAACAUCAUUUGGGAUGAUACUUCAGAUGCUUCACAUGAUCCUGCUUCAGCUGCUAAUUUUGAUACGGGCCCACUUUUCCUGACUUACAAUGAUGAGGAUACCAAGGGGGGCGUUAGCAGUGCUAGAAAACGAAACUUGGGUUGUAUUCUUAUCUUAAUAGUUCUUCCUCCGAGGUUUCAUUUGCUUUUUCAAAUGGAAGUCUGUGAUGUUUCAACUUUAGUUCGAAUUCGUACAGAUCACUGGCCCAGCUUAGCUUACAUCGAUGAUUAUUUAGAAGCUUUGUAUCUGUCGUAAGAGUUGUCUGCAGACCUGCAUACGUCUGCACUUGAGCGUAGAUUAUUUUCACCAGCCACUCAGGUGUUGAAAAUAGUAACCCAUGUUGUUAAUCCCUUUCGUUAAAUUGUUUCAAACGAAUGCAAGAGGGUAGUUGUUUUUUUGGCACCCAAAUAUGAACAGUGUAAAUACGUUUUGAUGAGAUUCCCCCAUCACAUAGUGAUGUAUCCUCAGUCCAUGUGUAUCCUCCAUUGUGGCCGAGGCCUAGCUUAGGAGAACUUUGAAAAUAUUUAUGGUGUACUCUGGUGAUUUGUACUAUUGUUGUUUUUUUUUUUUUUUGGGGUCUCAGUUGCAAUACGGAUCA